Messenger RNA from Hevea brasiliensis (rubber tree), 1009 nucleotides. RefSeq names its product 30S ribosomal protein S10, chloroplastic. The transcript is spliced from 4 exons. Gene Ontology annotation, cellular component: ribosome; mitochondrion; small ribosomal subunit. The record is from RefSeq and is a predicted model, not a curated record. Gene Ontology annotation, molecular function: RNA binding; structural constituent of ribosome. Bases 61 to 702 code for a protein of 213 amino acids. NCBI's taxonomy places the organism in Eukaryota, Viridiplantae, Streptophyta, Magnoliopsida, Malpighiales, Euphorbiaceae. Gene Ontology annotation, biological process: translation.
AAUUUCACUAAGGGCUAAGGGGUUUCACUGUGAAGGAGAAGGAGAAGAGAAAGAUUGAGAAUGGCAUUAUCUUCAUCAAGUACGACGCUAAUCCCUUCUCUUGCUACUUCUUCUUCAUUCUCUUCUAAACCAACAGCACCAACCAAGCUCUUUGCUUCUUCUUCUUCUUCUUUGUCUGUAUUCUCCAAUUCUGUUAAUGUUGCCUUUAGCUCCCUAAAGCUAUCACUCUCAACAACCAGGGUUUUUGCUGCUCCUGAGACUUUGGAUUCUGAAGACACUCUAGACCCACCUCCUGAAACCCUUGAUGAACCUGAUUCUGAUACUUUUCAGAUUGGAGAUUCUGAGAUACCAACUUCUCCAUCACUCAGCAUUGGAGCAGAUGCGGAUAAGAUGGCUCCAAAGCAGAAAAUUAGAAUUAAGCUAAGGUCUUACUGGGUGCCCCUGAUUGAGGACUCCUGCAAGCAGAUAAUGGAUGCUGCUAGGACUACCAAUGCAAAGACCAUGGGUCCUGUACCAUUACCAACAAAGAAGCGAAUCUACUGUGUUUUAAAAUCCCCCCAUGUGCACAAGGAUGCUAGAUUUCAUUUUGAGAUCAGAACCCACCAACGCCUAAUUGAUAUUCUCUACCCAACUGCUCAGACAAUUGAUUCAUUGAUGCAACUCGACCUUCCUGCUGGGGUUGAUGUGGAGGUUAAGCUCUGAAGAAGCAAAGACUAAGGUGUCCUGUAAGAAAAGCAAGUGUGAGGAAAACUCAUGUUCAAUUCAAGCUUGGGGAAGGUUUGCUUGGACAAGUAAAAAUUGUUGUACCUGUCCUGCAAAAUUUUUUGGUUGGAGAAUUGUAAGCAAUGUUCUAUGUGAAAUUUCACUAAUGCUGAUCGGACGUUAGAAGUGAAAAAUAGGAAUGUAGAGCUUCUUUUUGGACGUUUGUUAUGUUCGAUUAGUAGCUACAUGGAUGUAAACUCUUGGGAAAUGAAAUUCAUAAAUUAAGUCUUUCUGUUAAAGUUUAUAA